Molecule: messenger RNA, 6195 nt
Organism: Mercenaria mercenaria
Lineage: Eukaryota; Metazoa; Mollusca; Bivalvia; Venerida; Veneridae
Product: E3 ubiquitin-protein ligase Mdm2-like
Exons: 10
Coding region: 316-2187 (623 amino acids)
Biological process (GO): regulation of cell cycle; negative regulation of apoptotic process
Cellular component (GO): nucleus
Source: RefSeq, a predicted model, not a curated record
CUUGCCGGGAACCAAUUUAUGUAAAACACGUUCGGACACGCAUUUUCCACUCAAGAUUACACGCGAUAACUGCGAAAAAGGAAGAAAAACCAUGAGAUUUUUAUUUAACUAGUUUGAUAGUACCUAAGUUCGUGGAUGGUGUAGGUUCGUGGCUUCCCCAUUACAUAUGACGUCACACUCCAGCUUUGGGGUACGCAUGCACUUGCCAACAGAAAAUCCGGAAGUAAACACUAACUUCUGUCAAACACCAAAAAAAGUCAAAAUAAGAGGUUUUAACAGAUACAGAAAAGUUCAAGUUCUAUAACUGCAGUACCAAUGGAGGGUCAAGGUGAAAGUGAAGAAAAAGGCUCCACACACUGCCUCAUUGAGGAAGAAUAUACAAUUGCAGUUCCUUUGGUACGGCCGAAAGCUGCAUUCCUAGAACUGUUGAAACAGGCUGGGGCCACACAUGAAGUCUUCACAAGGAAAGAAAUCCUCAGGUACUUGAAAGCAUAUAUAGUCUCUAAACAGAUGUUUGAUUUUGAAAAUCCAAGUAUUGUGCACUGUGAAGGUGAUCUGCUGGGAGAGGUGUUUGGUGUCACACAAUUCACAAUCAAUGAUGUCUUGAACCUGCUAGCAGAAAACUGCAUUCAGCUGCCAGAUACACAUUUACAGAGAAAGCGCCAUCUGGUGUCCAAACCGUCCAUCAACUCAAGUACCGUACCUACCUCAAACUCCAACCCUGAUUGCCAGGCAGCUACUCUAACCUCAUCGCCUGUCAUUACCAGUACGUCCUCAGUAAAUGCCCAUAGCAGACAAUUAAAUCUACCUCAUACCAAAAGUAGAAAGUCCUCUUCGUCCAGCUGUGGUGGUAGUAAAGUUGAUAGCACUGAAAAUGCAACUGAAAAGGCAACUGAUAAAGAUGCAACUAAAGAUGCAACUUGUAAAUAUGCAGCUGAUGGUGCAACUGAUAAGAAUGCUGCUACUGAUAAGAAUGCUACUGAAAAUGCAACUGAUAAAAAUGCAAAAUGUUCAGAUGGAAAUCUGCUGUCACUUGCAAAAAAACAUUCUCACAGCCAGGGUAAUAUAGGUGAAACGUCACAUAAUCAGAUAAUUGAACCACAAGGUCAGGGUUUGUCUGAUCAGAAUAAGGAGUCAACAGAUGAGAGUUCUGUCAGCCAUUCAAGAAGGAAAAGAAAAAACACAAACAGUCCAGGUGAAGCUUCGGAUCGGAAACGUCACUUUACCGAACCAGGUCCCAUACCAACAACGGGUGAGCCAUCAAGAAAACGUGGAACAUCUUUAAGUAUCACAUACGGGGAUGAUUGUGACAAAGACGGGUAUCCUUGGUACUUUCAGGUUGAACUGGGAGACGGAAGUGAUAAUGAAAGAAGUGAAAUACUAAGUGUUCAGGGAAAGGAAACUGUUAUAGUUCAGGAUUCUACAGAUGAUCUCUGGUUCCUGGAGGAAGAUUCUAUAGCUGUUGAGGUACCGUCAGACACAGAGUUCAGUAUAGAGUAUGACGUAGAGUCGGAUAUCUCCCAACCAACUGAAUCUGAUCUCAGUUCUGUAAGAUCAGGAGAGAGUUUCCUAGUUGUAUGUAAAGAGAGUGAUGUGGAGUUCUUUGCUGACUGCAGUGACUCUGAUAACGAUGGUGAUAAAGAACUUACAGAGGCUGACAAUUGGGUUUGUACAGAAUGUAACCAGUCUAAUCCACCAGUACAGAGGUAUUGUGGGAGGUGUUGGAAACUGCGGACAGACUGGUUACGCUCACAACAUGGAUCAGACGACAGACACAUAGAUAAAUUUGACAGAGCCACAUCAAUGAAAGAAAAAGACAAAAGUCUUUGUAAAAGUGCUUCUGAAAUCUGUGAAGAAGGAGGUAGAACUAUAAAUGAUACGUUGACGAAAGAACUUGCGGAACCUCGAUAUUGUUUUUCCAAUAUGCAGCUGAAACAAAGCGAGAGUAGUUAUAACACAAAUGACAAUGAGAGUGCAAAUCCCAAAGUUACAAAAGCCCCUAGUGUUGCAUUGGAAGAUCCUUGCAUAAUUUGUUUGACACGCCCGAAGACGGCUAGUCUUAUUCACGGUACAUCUGGCCAUCAAGUUUGUUGUUUUUCUUGCGGUAAACGUUUGAAGAGACGAGGAAAAUUGUGCCCAGUGUGUAGAAGACCAAUACAAAAAGUUGUCAGAAAUUACAUUUUGUAGUUCUUAUCGCCAGUUCUAAGUUUCAUCACAUUUUUGUCUUCAAGGCACUUUUUAUCCACUGCCAAACUUUCAUGUUAUAAAGUUUACUGCUAAACUUUUCCAUGUUACUUAUAAAGUGCUAUUUAUUUCAUAUAUGAUCUCCUUUUUAUUAGGGCUGUAUUGUAGAAAACCAUCAUAAGCAAUUGCUCUUUAAGCAGAGCAGUUUUGACAGUUUUCAAAUAAGUCGACAAUAUAGUACGAGGGGUGUUCAAUAAAUACCCGGAAAAGUGCUCUCAUUUCUUUAUUUCUGGUCUCAUUUUGCUAAAAUUUGAAAAUAUGACGGAUAUGAACAUACUGAAUGCAAAUACCUAAAUUACAAAUUUCAGAACAUGCACAAUAUUUAUUUGUCGUCUCCUAGGCAACGCCAUCACCUCAAAAGCGGCCCAACGUCAUUAUGAUGCUGUCAUAUCACACUCAAUUAAUCAAUUCAACUCGUGAUUACCAUUGAUUCAAUGUUCAUCACCAUUAAAUGCCUUUUUACCUCUUCCUAAGAAUAAAUUAAUACUGUUCAUAUGAUGUUCCUGUCGUAUUGAAGAAACUCGACACUGAACUGAUGCCCUAUCAAGGAGCUCUUUAAUUUAUUAAAUGUGACUAAGCUUUAUUUUUCAUGUCUGAAACACAAGUCGUCAGCAAUAUUCUCCUGGCCACUUUUAAACGUCACAUCCCACGAAUAAAAUUUUGUUUUCUUCAGGGCAUUGUCCCUUAGACCGUUUUCAGCAUAGCAUUUGUCUCUUUCCUUGAUUUUCGAUUCAGAACACAAAAUGUUAUCUCACAUCUCCGUUCAACACUGAUUUUCAAGCGACGACCAACUCAAUAUGCCUGCCAAAUAUUUUAAUAAUCUCACAUUUAUGAUUUGAUGUUAUUGGUGUAACGCUUACUUUUCAUAUCAAUAUUCACCCAAUUUCAGAAAAGGUAGCUUGAAAAAUAGGUAAGUGGCAAGUAAUGUUUUAGCGCAUGUAAAAUAAGAGACAAAAUUGGGCCGGAGGACGUCACAUGACGUUGCCAUGGGGACUAGCAUUUACUUAUUGUUUAUCCAAAGACAAUCUAAUUUUGACGAAUCAACUAUGUAUUCCCUAGUCUACAUUUUAUAGCAUUUUCAUUUAUUUUUGAUGAUACAUGAAAAAUUGAGAGCACUUUUCCAGGUAUUUAUUGAACGCCCCUCGUAUAUUUACAUCCUUUGUGUCUAAUCAAUUUUGAUCACCAAAGAAGGCAGUAGUUGCUUUCAAAUACCAUUGCAGUUAAAAAAAAACAGAGGAUACUAGAGCUCCAGAUAAGCUACAUAAUUUUAAAUUUGAGAAAAAAUGCAUUAGAAGUCACACAGACAUAUACAUGUACUAAACAGAGGAUACUAGAGCUCCAAAGAGCUCCAGAUAAGCUACAUAAUUUUAAAUUUGAGAAAAAAUGCAUUAGAAGUCACACAGACAUAUACAUGUACUAAACAGAGGAUACUAGAGCUCCAGAUAAGCUACAUACUUUUAAAUUUGAGGAAAAAUGCAUUAGAAGUCACACAGACAUAUACAUGUACUGGAUCUGCAUUUUAUACUCCUUUAUAACAAGAAAAAUAAAAUAAAUGGAGAGGUGGUCUAGUGGGUAAGGUGUUGGCCAGUCAUCUUGAAGGUAUUGGGUUUGAGCCCUAUUGGGUGAUGGCUAUGCCUUCUCAUAUGACACCACUUCUGGGGUUUCCAGGAAGCGGAAUCUAAAGUGAUUCAAAUAAGCUUAAAGAUUUCAUCACAAAAUUAAGCUAAACUUCAUAAGUAUAAACUUAAAAAGUUGUUUCUGUCAUUUAUUUGAAAAAUACUUAAUGAUAAAUUUGAAUGCCAAAUAUGUUCAAGAGUUAUAUUAUGUCUGUUAAACAAAUUAUUUAAGACUUCUGGAACUUGGCCCUUUAGCUCAUAAUAUGUUUAGAUUUUUAUACGCCUGAAGGGAUGUAUUAUGCUAUGACGCUGGUGUCCGUUUUGUGUCGAAUCGCCAUAAAACCCAACUCAAUCACCCCAUCUUUCAUUGUCUGUUAGCAAUUUCAUGUCCGCUCUGUAACUCUUGAACCCCUUGAAGGAUUUCGAAGAAACUUGACAUAAAUGUUCGACACCACAAGACGACAUGCAGAGCGCAUGUUUUGGAUGGCUCGCCUCAAGGUCACACUUGGGGGUCAAAGGUCAUACCUUAGGGCGUAUAUUGCUCCGCAUUGCGGUGCUCUUGUUUUUUAUUUGAUGAUGUAUACAGAUAGAACUUAACAAACUCUUUUUAAUGCAAUUUGUUCAUUUCAUGUAAUUGACAUUCUUCUUAACAUCCUGUACCAAUUAAUCAGUGUUUUAGUAUCUCUGCAUGUAAAAGCAUUCAGUAUUGAUAAUUUGUUCAAAGAUAGCUAAUACUACAAGGUAGAGGGGUGCCUUCUCCACAAUGGAAGUAUCUCCGUCUUGAAACACAAAACCAAGAGGAAUUCCUAUUUCUCUCAGAAUGUAGCAUACUGUUGAACAGUCGAAAAAAUUCUGCACCAACAAUAUUGCCUAAAAAUUCCUUCCUCAAUAUUUGGAUAUUUGAAAUUGCGGCAUUACCAAAAUGGGUCAUUUCAUGUACAUUUUAUGCCAAAGUUGCGUAGCUGAAGAAGUGUUCCAUUUUUCCAGGCUUUCAAUUUAUGCUUGUCAAAAUUGCCAUAUUGUUAUUUAUGCAUAGCAAAAGUAUAGACGAGCAAUUUAUAUAAGGAAUGCUUUAUUAUAUAGGGAAUGCUUUAUUAAAUGAUAUUAGCUUUGCAUAAACUCACUCUUAAACAUUAAACUCCUGCUGAGGAACUUGUGCGUAUUUCCUAAUACUAAUCUGGUACCGCACAAAUAGAAUUGCAUACUUUUCACUAGGUUACAGUUCACCAUUGCUGUGCUUGUGCGUGUAUACUUAAGGAGUAAAAUUGUCACUAACGUCUCAUUUCUUUCUUGUUUGAAAUAUUCAUAGCCAAAAUAGGCAUAGAUAUAUGUAAGGAAAGGUAUUUAUGAAGCUGUCAUCAUUUUCAAAGAUAUUGAUAAAGCUGAUAUUUGUUUUCGCUUUGUACCAUAUAUGGAAAUCUUUUGUGUUGAACUUCUUUGAAACAUUUACAGAACAUUUGCUAGGAUCUUGAUUUAUGUGAAAAUGGAAAAAAGAAAAACUAAAUGCUGUUAUAUUUCCAUGAGGUAUAACAUUUUGCACUUACUAUUUUACUCACCUCUCGUUAUCAAACUCAUAUUUUGGAAGCAUGUGUGCUUGAAAGACUUUUUUUUUGUAAAAUACUGUAAAAUCAGAAAUUUUCAUGAGGGAUUUAUUUUACUACAUUCAAACUCGGAUAGUUUUUGCAAAAAUAACUAGUUGCGGAAGUGCUUACAGUUGUACCAGAUGUCAUAAAUAUUGCAUAAGCUGACUUCAUAUCCAAAGUCCCCCCCUCCCCCACGCAUACGAUCAAUUCAAAUUUCAAAAGUGGCAAAUUUUUAGCUUUGCAGAAAUAUCUGAUUUUACAGUAAAUUAUUUCUACAUAAAUUGAGCCGCACCAUGAGAAAACCAACAUAGUGCGUUUGCGACCAGCAUGGAUCCAGACCAGCCUGCGUAUCCGCGCAGUCUGGUCAGGAUCCGUGCUGUUCGCUUUCAAAGCCUAUUGCAAUUAGAGAAACUGUUAGCGAACAGCAUGGAUCCUGACCAGAUCCGCAGGCUGGUCUGGAUCCAUGCUGGUCGCAAAUGCACUGUUUGUUUUCUCAUGGUGCGGCUCAUUUGUAUAACUUCCAAUGGCAGCUUUAUCAUUCUUCUCAAAAUGUAGUAUUUUAUUCUUGGCAUACCGUAAGCAUUUGUGGUUGGCAUUUUGUUUUAUUUAUAGAAUAUUUACCAGAAGUGUUCAAGGGUUAAGACUGUUUAAACAUUUGAUGUGUUCCAUUUAUCUCAAAAUUAAUGGUCACAUCUUGAUCUGAUUUGUCUUAUUUUGUUAAAAUAUUAUUUAAAUAAAACAUUGUAUUUAUA